AACUCGACCGCCAUAUUGGUAAACUGGUAGCAUCUAUCAAAGUCUUGUCUGCUUUGCCGUGAGCUCUUUCUUUACAAAUUUUGUGCUUGCGAAGAGACGUAUCCGUCUUCUUUCUAAGUGAAUAAAUAGACUAAAUCAAAAUGUCAUCGGCCGCUGUUAUUCGUACCCGUAAAUUCAUGACAAACCGUUUGUUGGCCCGCAAACAAAUGGUCUGCGAUGUGUUGCAUCCAGGUUUGUCAUCGGUCAGCAAAAAAGACAUCCGUGAGAAAUUGGCUACCAUGUACAAAGUCACACCAGAUGUUGUGUUUGUCUUCGGUUUCCGCACAAACUUCGGAGGUGGCAAAUCGACCGGAUUCGCAUUGAUCUACGAUACAUUGGACUUUGCCAAGAAAUUCGAACCAAAAUACCGUUUGGCUCGUCAUGGCUUGUACGAAAAACAAAAGCAAACACGUAAACAGCGCAAGGAACGCAAGAACAGAAUGAAGAAGGUGCGUGGUACCAAGAAAGCAAAGGUUGGCCAAGCCGGAAAGAAAUAAGAUGCAUUACCAUCAAUAAGAACACCCCCUUAAACAUCUUUAUUAUUGAUUAUACUUUCUGGUAAUCGCAUCAAGAGAAAAAAAUGUGAGGGAAGAAGAUCUUCUCUCUUUUUUGUCAACAAAACAGUUUUUUUUUCUCAAUAAAUAUAUGUGUUAUCGAAA
Messenger RNA from Sitodiplosis mosellana (orange wheat blossom midge), 698 nucleotides. It is a transcript of the gene RpS24, whose product is annotated as 40S ribosomal protein S24. Gene Ontology annotation, cellular component: ribosome. Bases 141 to 536 code for a protein of 131 amino acids. Gene Ontology annotation, biological process: translation. Lineage: Eukaryota; Metazoa; Arthropoda; Insecta; Diptera; Cecidomyiidae. The record is from RefSeq and is a predicted model, not a curated record. The transcript has 2 exons. Gene Ontology annotation, molecular function: structural constituent of ribosome.